Messenger RNA from Malaclemys terrapin pileata, 1716 nucleotides. Its product is annotated as sucrase-isomaltase, intestinal-like. The transcript has 14 exons. The record is from RefSeq and is a predicted model, not a curated record. Gene Ontology annotation, molecular function: carbohydrate binding; alpha-1,4-glucosidase activity. Bases 1 to 1716 code for a protein of 571 amino acids. Gene Ontology annotation, biological process: carbohydrate metabolic process. Lineage: Eukaryota; Metazoa; Chordata; Testudines; Emydidae.
AUGUGGGACACAUCACUUGGAGAUUUAAUUUUUUCCAAACAGUAUCUGCAGAUUACCACCACUGUGCCAUCCACCUCUGUUUAUGGAUUUGGUGAACAUGAACAUCCAUCCUUUAAGCACAAUAUGAAUUUUGUUAAUUAUGGGAUGUUUUCCAGAGACCAGCCACCAACGACAUUUGCCAAUCUUUAUGGAGUUCAUCCUUUUUAUAUGUGCAUAGAGAGUGACUCAAAUACUCAUGGUAUCCUCUUACUGAACUCCAAUGCACAAGAUAUUACUCUGAGUCCAAAUCCAUCCUUAACCUUCCGCACCAUCGGAGGGAUCCUCGACUUCUAUGUAUUUCUUGGCCCAACUUCUGAAAAUGUAGUACAGCAAUACACAGAGGCCAUUGGGCGCCCACAUUUUCCUUCCUAUUGGUCGCUGGGAUUUCAGCUGUCCCGUUAUGGGUAUGUCAGCCUCGAUGUGGUAAAGAAAACAGUUGAUCGCAUGCGGCAGUAUGGUAUUCCAUAUGAUGUCCAGUAUGGUGAUAUCGACUACAUGGAGCGUAAUUUGGACUUCACCUAUGAUAAAGAAAAUUAUGCAGGUCUGCCAGAGUACAUUCAACAGCUGAAAAAAGAUGGAAUGCACUAUGUCAUUAUUCUGGAUCCUUUCUUAAGCAAGGAUGAAGCACCAGGUACUUAUAGGCCCUAUGAACUUGGACAAGAAAUGGGAAUCUGGGUGAACAAUUCUGAUGGAGUAACUCUAGCUGUUGGCAAGGUGUGGCCCCCAGGAGAUUCCGUGUUUCCUGACUACACUAACCCCAGGACAGCUGACUGGUGGAUCCAGAUGUGUGUUGAGUUCAAAACUGUCCUUGACUAUGACGGACUCUGGAUUGAUAUGAAUGAACCAGCCAAUUUUGGAACUGGCCAGUACCCAGGCUGUGCUCUUAAUGACCUCAACUACCCUCCUUAUAUUCCUAGAAUUACAGAUUACUCUCUGGCUCAGAAGACGUUAUGUCCAGACUCAAAAACUUAUCUGGGGGAUCAUUAUAACACACAUUCUCUCUUUGGCUGGUCACAGACACCACCAACUUUCAUUGCUGUUCAGAAGGCCACCGGAAAGCGAGCAUUCGUUCUGAGUCGUUCUACAUUUGUCGGAAGUGGGAAAUAUGCAGGUCACUGGCUAGGUGACAACUAUUCACGCUGGAAAGAUAUGCACAUGUCAAUAAUUGGAAUGUUGGAAUUUAAUCUCUUUGGGAUUCCAUAUAUUGGUGCUGAUAUCUGUGGGUUUCUCCUUGGUACAACUUAUGAACUCUGCUUACGAUGGAUGCAACUUGGUUCAUUUUAUCCUUUCUCCAGAAAUCAUAACGGAGAGGGCCAGACGGAGCAAGACCCUGCAGUGUUUGGAGCAGAAUUUGCGGAGAUAUCUCGGUCUACAUUGCUGAUUAGAUACACGCUGUUGCCUUAUUUGUACACCUUAUUCUUUGAUUCUCAUGUCCAUGGAAACACAGUGGUACGAGGAUUAAUGCACGAAUUUACUUCUGAUCACCAGACUCAUGGAAUAGAUACAGCUUUCCUUUGGGGACCAGCUUUUAUGAUUGCUCCAGUUCUUCAAGAGAUGUUCCUGAAGGAUGCCAUCUAUAGCAAUAAAGGGAUUGUAGAUUUUGGAAGAAGGAAGAAGAAAAACCAUGAUAGAGAAACAGAUAUAGAAUGGCUGCCAACUUGUGGACAAAGCUGUUAA